Molecule: messenger RNA, 777 nt
Organism: Brassica oleracea var. oleracea
Lineage: Eukaryota; Viridiplantae; Streptophyta; Magnoliopsida; Brassicales; Brassicaceae
Product: glutathione S-transferase T3-like
Exons: 2
Coding region: 1-777 (258 amino acids)
Source: RefSeq, a predicted model, not a curated record
AUGGAUAACACCGGUGGUUAUGUUAACCUCAUGUAUAGUCAAUGUUCUAUAGACCUUGAUUCACCCGAACCAGUUUGGCUCGGUAGCCAAGCUCCUGAGCCUGUUGUCGAGUCUGGUCAGCCUGUUGUCGGGUCUGGUGAGCCUGUUGUCGACUCUGCUAUCAACAGCCGGAGGAAAUGGACACCGCAAGAGGAUAAAAUACUUAUUGGUGCCUGGCUCAACACCAGUAAAGAUCCAGUGGUGGGCAAUGAGCAGAGAGCUGGUAAGUUCUGGCAGAGGAUUAUCGAGUACUACAAUGCAAGCCCUCAACUUGUCGGGAGAAUACCGAGAGAGAUUAUUCCGGCCAAGCAGAGGUGGGGUAGGAUUAACGAUCAAGUCUCCAAGUUCGUUGGUUGCUAUGACCACGCUAUGAGUGAGCAGAGAAGUGGUCAAAAUGAUGAUGAUCUCAUGAAAGCUGCACUAGACUACUUCUUCAAUGAUCAAGGCCACAAGUUCGGUCUGGAACACACCUGGAGGGAGCUGAGGCAUGACCAGAAAUGGUGCUCCACUAUUGUCGAUAAAGACGGUGGGAAGGAAAAGCGGAAGCUAGUCUUGGAGGUUGAUACAGACGAGGAAGUGGGACAACAAGAGGGGAGACCGAUCGGGGUCAAGGCUGCGAAAGCAGCUACAAAGAAGAAGAAGAGUGGUUCAACAGUAGGACAUGUGAACCAAGUCACGGGUGCAUUUGGAGUUGUGAAACCAAGUCACGGGUUCUUCUUUUCACUUUAUGUUCUAUAA